AUGACUAAAGCCCCUGAGGAUACACCGACCAUCUACAAAGACCUAGAAGAUGUUGUGCAAUUCCUAACGCCCAAGCUCCAGCACAGCAAGUACCUAGCCAGUACUGGGGCCUCUGCCCCACUGGCAAACGCGAAUGCCCCUCCUGUCGCUCUCUUCCUGUCCACGUCUCUGCAUGCUGACCUCCAGACCAAAGCAAGGCCGCCCACAGACCUGGCCCUGCGCCAAGCCUGUGCAGCUCCUCGGAAAAAUGAGCAUUUGCUCCAGGAUGCAAGAAGGAUGUCCCCUCGGGAAGCAGAAGGAACCUGGGAGAGACCUCGGUUCCCAGGGCUGCUGAGCUGCUUUGCCUGGGGUCCCUGGGGCCACAGGAAGGAACGAGAUGCCAUCCCCUCCCAAGGGUCAUCUCAGGAGACCCGGCAGGACUCCGAGGACGAGCUGGCUUUGACAGCAAUCUUCCCCAAUGGGGACUGUGAAGACCGAGGCAGUGGGCUCAGAGCCCUGGACAGGCCCACUUACCUGUCACAUGAGCAACCUCAAGACUCAAGAUGAAGGCUGGGCCUGGGGCUAUCACUGACUCCGAGCUACAGAUGGGCCCUGUCUCCAUGUCAACCUCACCUGGUGGAAACUAUGAAGACCCCAUCCACCAGGGGCUGCCACAUUCCCAGUUGCAAGUGAGGCCACAGGACUUGCUGGCACCAGCAGCACAUGGGAAAAACUGUCCUGUGGGCUGCUCCCCUCUUAGUAAUCACCCCCUGUGAUCAUGGAUAGUGAAGUCAUUUGGUCUCUCUGUGCCUCAGUCUCUCUAAGCUGCUGUUCUGUGGCAUCCUAGGUGUGCAGUGCACUGGACACAUGCACAAGAAUGCAACUGGCAAGGACUCCAGACCGUUCUUUGGAUAUGGAGUGCAGCCCUGGCUCUGUUCCAUGGUCUCUAGGGCUUGUUUCUCGAUGCCCAAGGGGGUGGUGCCAGCCAGAGGCUCUCCAAUAGGGACCAAGCCACCCCUCUUGGGCAGCAUUGAAAAUUUGUGUCUAAUGUGUGGCCCAGCAGGCACCAGUGUCACUGUGGGGGAGCCCCUAGCACUUAGCGGACAUCUCACAGAGUGCAGGACAUAUUCUCCAGCAGCAAAAACUUGGUUCGGCCAAAAUGCCAAUGUGACACCUUUGAGAGCCUGCAGAGGAGCCAAUCACUUUGCGAAAUGCUAGGAAGAGGCCCCUAAAGUGCUUUGGGCUUCCUGCCACUGUGGCUUCCAGAAGAGGCUGACAUGUGGGCGCUGCUUGGGCCACAGCAGGUAGGCCCAUGUGUUGCGGAGCAGGACAGAAAUAGCCACUCCUCCCCGCAAGAAGGAAGGGCCCCUCUCUGUUGUACUGAGGCUGACUGUGUGCCAGGCCCUUUGAAAUGCUGGCAGCUGCCCCGAUCCCAAGCAAAGCCCAGGCCCUGGGAUUCAAGUCUGCUCUAGGCAUCAGGUCUGAGCCCAGAGGUUCUGGGAUCUUGUCCUCUGUGUCUGACUCAGAUAGGGUGGACGGUGCUCCCUGCGGAGCUUGCAAGGCCAUCAUGCACUCACAGGGACAGUCACCUUUGCAUCUCUUGUCCUCCCUGCUGUCCCAGGAGAAAGCCUGGGAUGGCAGAGGCAGCUCCUGAUUGUUUCCAGCAGGAAGCACCUUGAGGGAAAGUAUCUAGACCCGCACAUUCUUGUGCGCCUUGCUCUGCGCAUGCUCCCCCCAGUGUGCCACACCCUGUCUGGGAUGCAGCCAAUGGAGAACAGGAAACCUUAGCCAAGGGGCUCUGGGAUGUUAAGGAAGGACCCUCCCUGCUCCGAGCCUCAGUUUUUCCUCUGUAACAGGGAACCCAGUCCUGCCCAUCAGUGGCAUCUCAGGGGAAGUGUAAAGGUAUCAAGACAACGUCUUCCCAAGGGGUUAGGUCUGAAUAAUGCAGGAAGGUUUUUCCCCCACAGAUGGGCUGGGUUGGCUUCCUUUACAGAAGGAUGAACUCAAAAGAAUUUUGGCUCAUGAAGUUUACUAAUUUCGUUUUAAGUGAGGAGACCUUGUGUCAUCAUAGCUGCUAUCUUUUUGCUAUUUCACUGUCAAUUUCUUUGUAAUGAUUUGGUUGGAAUUUUAUUAUUGAGUGGGGGUGAGAGAACUUCAAAGUUGGGAUUUGUCGAAGGCCCAAGUUAAAAGGUUAAACAAAUCUUUGCACUUGUUGCCAAUGUUUGAAAUUUGGGAAACUGCAUAUUAAAAAGUCUAGUUUUCUGGGUGGGAGGAGGGUUACCCCUUCCUGUGCCACGUCAUCCUGUCCCCAGCCCUGUGACCCUUCACUCAUGUGGACACCUGCUAGUUGCUAGUCCCAGUAGACAUUUGAGCUUGGUGACUCCAGGCUGAAUGAUUGUUUGCACAGUAUUUUCUUCACUACUUUCAUAACUUUUUAGGAAUAGCUGAAGAGGAAAGGUCUUUGUUUACUGAGA
Messenger RNA from Octodon degus (degu), 2453 nucleotides. RefSeq names its product chromosome unknown C2orf72 homolog (gene CUNH2orf72). The record is from RefSeq and is a predicted model, not a curated record. The transcript is spliced from 4 exons. Bases 1 to 546 code for a protein of 181 amino acids. NCBI's taxonomy places the organism in Eukaryota, Metazoa, Chordata, Mammalia, Rodentia, Octodontidae.